This is a messenger RNA of Ostreobium quekettii, 1104 nucleotides long. The record is from the annotation of a GenBank genome assembly. Lineage: Eukaryota; Viridiplantae; Chlorophyta; Ulvophyceae; Bryopsidales; Ostreobiaceae.
AUGUGUGCUCGCCACAAGGGCUGCAGGUUGUUGCUGUUGGUGGUGGCACUGCUUGCUCGUGAGGCUGGGGACAGUUAUGUGGUCACCAGCGCCCCUGAAGGAAGAUUUGCAUACAUGGCAAGUCUGAGGAAUCAUGAAGAUGUGCACGUCUGUGGGGCAGUUCUCAUUCACCCAAAAGCGCUCCUGACAGCAGCGCAUUGCUUUGAUGAGUAUUCGGGUGUCGCUGCAAGGAUUCGUUGGGUGCACAUUGGAGCAUAUGACGUUGAUGACAACGAAGAUCAAGGUGUUCAGAUGGUGAAGAUCAGCAAGAUCACAAUCCACCCGAACUACACAGCUGGUCGCCUGCAGGGGGGCUAUGACAUAGCCCUCCUGCAGUUGAAGGAUGUGGUGACAGGAAUUGAUAUACCUGAGCUUGCAGAUCCCCACCUCUUCCUGCAUUGGCAGAUGAACCUAUACGCACUGGAGUGGUGGACUCACCUGAAGGUUAUUGGUGGUCGACCUUGUGCUGUGAAUGGUCACCUUCAGCUGUACUUGAAGGUCCCAGUGCAUUUUUUCGAAGACACAUGCAGAGGUGACCGUGGUGGACUAGUGUUACUUCCUGAUAUGCCAAGAGGCGAUUUCGUGAAUGGGAGUCCAAGGAAGGACCUCAUUGUUGGCGUGGCGGCAUUUGACCCAAACUGCAGCCAAUCUGACAAUAUUCGGUCUUAUACGAGGGUCAGCGCAGUGAGGAAAUGGAUAGAUGAAACCAUAGAGGCAUCCAGUGUUGCGCGUGACUGGAUUCCAGGUCCUGGUCCAAAGCUCAAGUCAACCUUUGCAUGCUGGAUUCUAUUCCAAGAUUCAUGGUCUGUAGUACAAGGGACCCUGCUAUUUGCUAAGCUGAAGUGGAAGGACGUGGAGCAUAGCCAACAAAACCAGGAGACUCUCUUCAGAGUGUUCACAAAGGAAACCGCAAAAAUAGCUGGAGUCCUGGAAGAUCGAGUUGUUAUCACGGCUAUCGAGAACAUGAACGGAAUUAUAGGCGUACGUUAUAAAGUAAGUUGGUGUUACUGGACUGCUUUUUGUCACAAUUUAUUGGAGAAGCAGUGUGCACAACGACCACAUUGA